This is a messenger RNA of Acanthochromis polyacanthus (spiny chromis), 1388 nucleotides long. RefSeq names its product junctional adhesion molecule 2b (gene jam2b). The transcript is spliced from 9 exons. The record is from RefSeq and is a predicted model, not a curated record. Gene Ontology annotation, biological process: leukocyte tethering or rolling. NCBI's taxonomy places the organism in Eukaryota, Metazoa, Chordata, Actinopteri, Pomacentridae. Gene Ontology annotation, cellular component: cell surface; protein complex involved in cell adhesion; tight junction. Bases 1 to 780 code for a protein of 259 amino acids.
AUGAAGAAAGACGCUGUGCUGUCCUGUGAGUUCAGGACGGAGAAAGAUCAGAACCCUCGAAUCGAGUGGAAGAAGAGAGGAAAGGCGGUGACUUUUGUGUACUUCAAUAACCAGUUUGCUAAGUCAUACGUAGGAAGGGCAAAGAUAGAAGGAGCGACGCUGACGAUCCACUCUGUGACUCAGAAAGACUCUGGAGAAUAUCGCUGUGAGGUGACGGCCAGCCAGGACCACGUCAACCUGGGAGAGGCCACAGUAAACCUCAACGUGCUCGUGCCUCCUCACGUCCCGUCCUGCGAUGUGCCGAGCUCUGUGUUCGUUGGCUCGGGCCUGGAGCUGCUCUGUAAGGACAAGCUGAGCGUCCCUCCUGCCACCUACCGCUGGUACAAAGACAACAGGGCCCUGACUGCCACAGCAGAAACUCCCUACAGCAUCGACACAAACAAGGGCACGCUGAAGUUUAAAAGCGUGUCCAAGCUGGAUGCAGGGAUGUACCGCUGUGAGUCCUCCAACAGCGUGGGGGCGCCCAAGAGCUGUGUGGCACAGCAGCUGAAGGUUGUUGAAUAUCCUCUGAACAUGGCCAUCCUGAUAGCAGCAGCUGCAGGUUUCGUGGUGCUCGUCCUUGUCUGCUGCAUCUGUGUUUGUGUCUGCCGCCGCCGAGGCUGCUGCAAGAAGAGCAAGAAAACAAAAAGCUCCAAGUCCUACAACCCUCCUCCUCCUCCUCCUCCUCCUCCCACCCGCAACCUCAAACACUACAAACAAACUCAGUCCUUCAUGAUCUGAGGAGGAAGCAGCUCUCUUUGCUUCCACUUCAAACCAUUCAAAGUCGCUGUGACGGACGCAGACGUCUUCAAAUGUCAAGAGCUGAAGUCUGUAAAGGCCUUGCUGCUUUGUUUCUGCACUGACGGAUUACAGGAGGUUCAUGUUCAGAUGUACAGUUUGAACACUUUUUCAAAUGCUGUAUAAUGUUAUUUUUCUGUGUUUUUUUUUCAGUUUGUCAAGAUAUUUUUGCUUGAAAUCCUUGUUUUUCUUCCAUCUCUGCAGACUUGAGGUGUCAGAUUCAGAACUUCAGCUGAAGGUUCAGCUCUUUAGUGCCACCUAUAGGUCACUAACAACAACUAUCUCUGCUAAUUAAAUACUGUACAUAGGUUGUUUGUUUCAGCUCAUGUGUUUAUUCUCAUUUUUACAUAUUUUUAUAAGACUUUUUGUACACUUAUCUCAUGUUAUGUUCGGGGUUCUCUCUUAUUUUUUCUGUCUUUAAUUGUAGUUCAGGUGAUGUAAAAGGUGAGAAAUGAACAGGUGUCUGCACACACUGAAUGGUGCUCAUUUAUUCUGAAAUAUUUCAUAAUCAAUAAAAAAAGAUGAGUAAAAAUAAGCUCUUUUGAAUUGAA